AAACCACGACUGUAAUACUUCCUUUCACUCUAUAUCCAAUCAUGCAGGCAUAUGAAGACAAUGAGCCCAUCGUUCGAAUACGCGAUUACAAGCAAGACCGAGUGAAUUUUAUGCUUGAGAAUGUCGACCUCGCAUUCGCAAAUUCUUUUCGACGUGUAGUACAAGCAGACAUACCAACCAUUGCCGUCGACAUGGUCGAGAUAGAAGCAAAUACAACAGUGCUACCCGAUGAAUUCAUAGCACAUCGCAUUGGAAUGGUCCCGUUGGUGAGCGCAAACUGCGAUGAAGGCAUAAGAUACACUCGAGACUGCCUGUGUCUGUCUGGUUGUCAGUAUUGCUCAAUAGAGCUAAGACUGGACGUCUCGUGUAAUGAUAAUCGCACAAUGGAUGUCACUAGCAAUCAUCUCGAGGUCAUACCACCCACCUAUAUUGAUGGAGAAAAUCCUGGCGACGAGCUCACGAAAAGGGGAGAAGAUUUCGGGCAACCGGUUGGGAAAAACAAAGCCGAUGUACCACCAGUCCUCAUUUGCAAGAUACGGAAGGGUCAAGAGCUUAAAUUACGAUGUGUUGCCAAAAAAGGUAUAGCAAAGGAGCACGCGAAGUGGUCACCAUGCUCAGCAGUUGCGUUCGAAUAUGAUCCCUAUAAUAAAUUGCGGCACACGACGUAUUGGCAUGAGGCAGAUCCGCGGGCAGAGUGGCCCGUUGGUGAAAACGCGAAGGAAGAAGAGUCGCCAAGAGAUGACGAAGUUUUCGACUUCAAUGCGAAGCCAAGAAGAUUCUAUUUUGAUGUUGAGACGGACGGGAGCCUUGGGCCCCAGGAAGUGAUUAUGAAGGGUCUUGCAGAGUUGCAGACAAAACUUGCAAAUCUAAUACUUGGUUUGAAGGAAGGAGCAGAGUUACCGACUAGCGGAGAUACAGCAGAGGCUGGGGUGAAUGGUCAUGUCUCCACUGCUGGUGGUUGGGCGCCCCAACCAGGUAGUGGCGGUUGGGGUCAGAGUGCCGUCUCUGGUGCUGGAUAUGCAAGUCCCGCUGGUGGCGGCUGGACCAGUAGUGGCGGUGGCGGCGGUGGUUGGAGCACUAGCCCAGCACAAAACCCUGGGGGAAAUACCAGUGGAUGGGCAACAAGUCCUGCGCAAAACGCGGGAGGAGCUCCCAAUGCUGGUUGGGGGACGAGUCCAGCUCAACCGUGGGGAGCUUCAAGUCCGAAUGCGGCAUCCGGGAGCAGUUGGGGGACAUCUACUCAACAGGGCUGGAGCAGUCCUACUCAACAAGCCAGUGGAUGGAACCUAUAAUGGGUGUUUACUUUACAUAUACUUUCUCUGUCAAUCGCACCCAUUUGACUGAUAUCUGUGGAUGGCCGCAAGACCACGUUAAUAGCCAUAUUUGCCCGUCAUUUGAACUGCGCAAAUAAGUACUCCACAGUCUGCAGUCUACUGCUGUUCUGAGUUCGCUGGAAUUGGCCUUGGCCUGGGCAAAUGGUCGGGACCGCGUCCCGGCUUAUCGGAGACAGGUUCCAAUAUCUUCCUUAUCCACGAUCAUGUCCUUGGAGAUUGGCCUAUUUAAUGAUCACUCUGAAUACGCUUCUCUUCAGUGACAGUGCCUGAGAGUGUCCC
Molecule: messenger RNA, 1613 nt
Organism: Suillus subaureus
Lineage: Eukaryota; Fungi; Basidiomycota; Agaricomycetes; Boletales; Suillaceae
Product: DNA-directed RNA polymerase
Exons: 8
Coding region: 42-1292 (416 amino acids)
Biological process (GO): DNA-templated transcription
Cellular component (GO): RNA polymerase II, core complex
Molecular function (GO): DNA binding; DNA-directed RNA polymerase activity; protein dimerization activity
Source: RefSeq, a predicted model, not a curated record